AUGAUGUGCGAGGUGAUGCCAACCAUCAGCGAGGCCGAAGGCCCCCCGGGAGGCGGAGGGAGCCAGGGCUCGGGCUCCCCGACUCAGCCCGAUGCGGACUCCCACUUUGAGCAGUUGAUGGUGUCCAUGCUGAGCGAGAGAGACCGCCUCCUGGACACGCUGAGGGAGACCCAGGAGACGCUGGCCCUCACCCAGGGCAAGCUCCAGGAGGUUGGCCACGAGCGGGACUCCUUGCAGAGGCAGCUCAACACGGCACUCCCGCAGGAGUUUGCGGCGCUCACGAAGGAGCUGAACAUCUGCCGGGAGCAGCUUCUCGAGCGGGAGGAGGAAAUCGCCGAGCUCAAGGCAGAAAGAAACAACACCAGGCUGCUGCUGGAGCACCUGGAGUGCCUGGUGUCCCGGCACGAGCGGUCUCUGCGGAUGACGGUGGUGAAGAGGCAAACCCAAUCGCCAGCAGGCGUGUCCAGCGAGGUCGAGGUCCUCAAAGCCCUCAAGUCCUUGUUUGAGCACCACAAGGCCCUGGACGAGAAGGUGAGAGAGAGGCUGCGCGUGGCCCUGGAGAGAUGCAGUCUGCUAGAAGAAGAAUUAGGCACCACCCACAAAGAGCUCAUGAUCCUCAAAGAACAGAACAGUCAGAAGAAAGCCCUGGCUGACGGGGUGCCGGACGUGAACCACGAGCAGGAGAACACGCCCAGCACCAACGGGAAGAGGUCGUCGGACGGCUCCCUGAGCCACGAGGAGGACCUGGCGAAGGCGGUGGAGCUGCAGGAGGUCAUCGACAAGCAGGCCCGCGAGCAGGGCCAGAUGAAGGAGCGGCUGGCCGUCCUGUGCAGCCACGUGGCCGAGCUGGAGGAGGACCUGGACACAGCCCGCAAGGACCUCAUCAAGUCUGAAGACGUGAACACCAAGCUGCAGAGGGAGGUCCGAGAGGCCGUGGCCCAGAAGGAGGACAUGGAGGAGAGGAUCACCACCCUUGAGAAGCGCUACCUCGCGGCCCAGCGUGAAGCCACGUCCGUGCACGACCUCAACGACAGGCUGGAGAAUGAGAUGGCCAACAAGGACGCGCUCCACCGGCAGACAGAGGAUAAGAACCGGCAGUUGCAGGAGCGCUUGGAGCUGGCAGAGCAGAAGCUGCAGCAGACGCUGCGCAGAGCAGAGACGCUGCCCGAGGUGGAGGCGGAGCUGGCCCAGAGGGUGGCCGCAUUGUCCAAGUCCGUCCUCUUAUCUCCUGAGAGCUCUGCUGCCCAGGAAGCCCGGCUGGCGAGACUUAGCUCCCGGGUCAGGAAGGCUGAGGAGAGGCACGGCAACGUGGAGGAGCGCCUGCGCCAGAUGGAGCUGCAGCUGGAGGAGAAGAACCAGGAGCUGCAGCGGGCACGGCAGAGAGAGAAGAUGAACGAGGAACACAACAAGCGCCUCUCGGACACUGUGGACAAGCUGCUCUCCGAGUCCAACGAGAGGUUGCAGCUGCACCUGAAGGAGCGCAUGGCGGCUCUGGAGGACAAGAACUCGUUGCUGCAGGAAGUGGAAGGCGCCAAGAAGCAGCUCGAAGAAACGCAGCACGACAAGGAGCAGCUCAUGCUGAGCGUGGAAGCCCUGCGGGCAGAGUUGGACCAGAUGAAGCUGCGAGGGCCGUCCCUUCACCAUGGCCGGCCGCACCUGGGCAGCGUCCCAGACUUCAGGUUCCCAGCGGCCGAUGCCCACAUGGAGGCCUACAGCACUGGCCCAGUGCUGCGCCGCCCCCAGAAAGGUCGCUUGGCUGCUCUGCGAGACGAGCCAUCCAAGGUACAGACUCUGAAUGAGCAGGACUGGGAGCGCGCGCAGCAAGCCAGCGUCCUGGCGAACGUGGCACAGGCAUUUGAGAGCGACGUGGACUUGUCUGACGGGGAGGAUGACAGGGACACGCUCUUCAGCUCGGUGGACCUGCUGUCGCCCAGCGGACAGGCUGACGCCCAGACCCUGGCCAUGAUGCUGCAGGAGCAGCUGGACGCCAUCAACAAGGAGAUCCGGCUGAUCCAGGAAGAGAAGGAGAACGCUGAGCAGCGGGCCGAGGAGAUCGAGAGCAGGGUGGGCAGCGGCAGCCUCAGUGACCUUGGCCACUUCCGGCCCCUGGGCUCCGUUCCCCCACACCCCUCCUCGGCACUGGCUGGCUCCUCCCCUCCAGGCAGUGGCCGCUCCACCCCAAGACGCAUCCCCCAGAGUCCAUCCCGGGAGGUGGACCAGCUGGGCAUCAUGACGCUGCCCAGCGACUUAAGGAAGCACCGUAGAAAGUUGCUGGCUUCCCGAGAGGAGGUACGAGACGACAAGACCACGGUCAGAUGCGAGACGUCCCCACCCUCGUCCCCGCGCUCCCUCCGGCUGCACAGGGGGGCCUUGCACGCGGCCAGCCACGAGGACAUCAGGGAUAUCCGCAACUCCACAGGCUCCCAGGACGGCCCCGUGAGCAACCCCAGCAGCAGCAGCAGCAGCCAGGACUCGCUGCACAAAGCCCCCAAGAGGAAGGGUAUCAAAUCCUCCAUCGGCCGCCUCUUUGGCAAGAAGGAGAAGGGCCGGCCUGGCCCAGCUGGCAAGGAAGCCCUGGGGCAAGCCAGCGGGGCUGAGACGGAGACCGCUUCUCCAGACGCCUUGGGCAUUAGCAAAUUGGGGGGACAGGCGGAAAAGAAUCGUAAACUUCAAAAAAAGCACGAGCUGCUGGAGGAGGCUCGGAGGCAGGGCUUGCCGUUCGCACAGUGGGACGGGCCGACCGUCGUCGUGUGGCUAGAGCUCUGGGUGGGGAUGCCGGCCUGGUACGUGGCGGCAUGCCGUGCGAACGUGAAGAGCGGAGCCAUCAUGUCGGCGCUGUCAGACACGGAGAUCCAGCGGGAGAUCGGCAUCAGCAACCCCCUGCAUCGACUCAAACUGCGCCUGGCCAUCCAGGAGAUCAUGUCCCUGACCAGCCCGUCGGCCCCUGCCACAUCCCGCACGACCACAGGGAAUGUCUGGUUAACACACGAGGAGAUGGAGACACUCUCGGCCACGCCCCACACGGAGGAUGAGGAGGGAAGCUGGGCUCAGACGCUGGCGUAUGGCGACAUGAACCACGAGUGGAUCGGCAACGAGUGGCUGCCGAGCCUGGGGCUCCCGCAGUUCCGCAGCUACUUCAUGGAGUGCCUUGUGGACGCCCGCAUGCUGGACCACCUCACCAAGAAGGACCUGCGAGGCCAGCUCAAGAUGGUGGACAGCUUCCACAGAAACAGUUUCCAGUGCGGGAUCAUGUGUCUGCGGAGGCUGAACUACGACCGGAAGGAGCUGGAGAGGAAGCGGGAAGAGAGCCAGAAUGAAAUCAAAGAUGUACUGGUGUGGAGCAACGAGCGGGUGGUGCGCUGGGUGCUGUCCAUCGGCCUGAAGGAAUACGCCAAUAACCUGCUGGAGAGCGGCGUGCACGGUGCCCUGCUGGCCCUGGACGAGACCUUCGACUUCAGCACGCUGGCCCUGCUGCUGCAGAUCCCCACGCAGAACACACAGGCGCGGGCCGUCCUCGAGAGGGAGUUCAACAGCCUCCUGGUCAUGGGCACCGACAGAAGGCUAGACGAGGACGAGGACAGGAGCUUGAGGAGAGCGCCUUCCUGGAGGAAGAAGUUCAGACCCAAAGACAGCCGUGGCCUCGCGGCCGGCUCCGCCGAGACGCUGCCCGCAAACUUCAGAGUCACGUCGUCCGUGUCCUCACCCUCCAUGCAGCCAAAGAAGAUGCAGAUGGACGGCGACGUGUCGGGGACACAGAGGCUGGACUCGGCCACCGUGCGGACCUACUCCUGCUAAUGCCCGCCCUCGUCUACCCACACUACUUCUACCGAUGACACGCGGCGUCCUCGAGCCCGCCGACCCGAGCAGGACCCCACGGCCCCUCGAAUCUGUUGAUACGUGUUAUAUGGACCGAAGAUAUUUUAUUACAGAGUUUUUAAUUAGUGAGAAAUUCAAGAAUACCAUAGAGAAACUAUUUUAGAAUUUAAUGUUUCUUAUAUUUAUGUAACUUACGAGUCUUCAUUUAUACGGUGACUGACUUUUCCGUGGACUUCCACUCUGCAUUACCUUUCCCAUCGUCCUGUCCUUGUACUCAAUCCUCGUCUGCAAAGGAAUGUACUGUGAUGCCUGUCUAAACAUCCUGCAGACGGGUAGGGCUUUUGUAUUGUGAUCGUCCCUGUUUGAAAUUUUAAUAAUAAGCUGAGCCCACGGAGAGGAUUCUGCUGCGUCUCUCUGGACCCUGACACCGCCUUCGGGGUCGCCCUCCGGCAGGCCAGCUAGCGCCCCACAAUCACUUUCACAGCCUCCUGCAGCCGUACCUUGCAGACUGACCUUCCCCAGGCCUUUAUGAGCCAACGAGCGGAACUCGUUCUCCGUCUGCAUUCCCGUGUGGGUGGCCUGCCCGCCUGCACCCAGGAAGACUGGCACCUGCUCCAAGCACUUCACUGGCACACCGUCGCCGACCGGCAGGGCCUGGGUGGGUCGCGGCGGUGGCUGUGCAGCCUCCUGUGCCUUCCCCCAGCUCUGCCGCGGAGGCGGGCGCCCCUGCUCACAGAGGACCAACCCCGCCCCCGCCGCGAGCGCCCUCACCACGCCUUACCUCGCCAGCGUGCACCGACUGCAGUCCAGGCUCCGCGCCCCAUUCCGGUCCCUACACCCCAGUGGCAGCACCCCACUGGGGCAGCGCGGUGCACGGGCGCGUGCCU
This is a messenger RNA of Echinops telfairi (small Madagascar hedgehog), 4703 nucleotides long. RefSeq names its product PTPRF interacting protein alpha 1 (gene PPFIA1). NCBI's taxonomy places the organism in Eukaryota, Metazoa, Chordata, Mammalia, Afrosoricida, Tenrecidae. The record is from RefSeq and is a predicted model, not a curated record. Gene Ontology annotation, biological process: synapse organization. Gene Ontology annotation, cellular component: presynaptic active zone. Gene Ontology annotation, molecular function: protein binding. The transcript has 31 exons. The coding region runs from base 1 to 3795 and encodes 1264 amino acids.